Messenger RNA from Notodromas monacha, 1004 nucleotides. Lineage: Eukaryota; Metazoa; Arthropoda; Ostracoda; Podocopida; Cyprididae. The record is from the annotation of a GenBank genome assembly.
UAUUUUGCUGCUUUCAGUUGAAGCAUGCUUCCAUAUGACCUAUAAGGUACAGUGCAAACAUUGCACAAUAACUCAUCAUCAUGUUUUGUGAACUUUGCGCGGCGGCGAUCAUCGGGUUUCUCUGCUGGAAUCUGCUGCAAGACUCAGACUACGUGUUACGAUUUUACGAGGCAUUCGGCAAAUCUGAUGAAAAUUUGCGGGGCAAAGUGGCAUGGAUCACGGGAGCUGGAAGCGGAAUCGGGAAAGCACUGGCUUUGCACUGGGCCUCGAAAUCCGUUCGUUUGGUCCUCACUGAUCUCAAUUCAGACUCACUAGAAAAGGUGAAAUCCACGAUCGGUGCCAUGAAAUCCCCGCACACAGGCAUCGAGGAUGUUCUUCUUCUUUGCACUGGGCCUCGAAAUCCGUUCGUGAAAUCCACGAUCGGUGCCAUGAAAUCCCCGCACACAGGCAUUGAGGAUGUUCUUCUCCUUUCCGGGGAUGUGACAGUGAGAGAGAAUCAUUCGAAAUGGUUCAACAGUGUGAUGAACAAGUUUGGUACCUUGGACAUCUUGGUCAACAACGCCGGACGUGUCGUUCAAGGAGAUUUCUCCACUGUGGCAUUUGAUAUCGACGAGGCGUUGAUGAAUGUGAACACAAUGGCACCAGUCGGCUUGACUAAGGAAGUGCUGCCUCAUUUUAUAAAAAAGAAGAGCGGCCAUAUUGUGACCACCAGUAGUAUUCUUGGCCAUCUGGUCAUCCCAAAUGUUUCUGCAUAUUGUGCCUCAAAAGCUGCCGUCCUGUUGACAGGGGAUUUCCCAAAAAUCUUGAACCCGAUGGGACCCCGUCGUUGUGCGAAAUUGAUCACAGUCGCUGUUGUGAAUCAAGUAUCCGAAGCGUGGAUCUCGACUCAACCCCUUCUCGGUAUCCUUCGCAUUUCCAUGAUAAUACCGGCAUGGAUUUUUGAUUGGUGCGGACGAAUGGGAUUCAAACUCUCUGUAUGGGCGAAGAAAAAGGGAAUCAUUUGA